UGUUUUUCUUUUAACUUUCAGCCUGACAAAAUUCUUGGAGAAAUUACAUCCCUGUAGUUUAUGAAAUCGUCCAUCUUUUAGACCAAAUUAGACAGAGAAACAACCUUUUUAGAACUCCUACUAACCAAGAAAGAACUUCUAGCCUGCUUUGACCGGUAUUGAAAUAGACACUCUCUCUUGUGCCACAAUGGCAAGUUUUGGCAGAGGCCAGAGCAAUCAAAUGCGUACUAAGAGGAAGAGUCGUUUUCACGAUGCAGAUGCUGGAGGUCUCGCUGCAGGUCCACCUCUGAAUAUCCAGGCAGCUCUUGGGACAUUGUGCCAGAAUCCACACUUGGCUGGCUUAAUAAAUUCUGGACAGGGUCAGAAUUAUGGCCUUCAUGGUGCAGGACAGGGUCAGAACUUUGGCUUACAAGUUGCAGGAUCGGGUCAGAACUUUGGCCCGCAAGGUGUGGGACAAAGAUCUAAAGGUUUGAUGUCAACAGCUGGUGGGCCGUCACGAUACAGCGAUACUGCUAGCAGUAGCUUGCCUUCCUUGUUUGGAGUUAGAAACCAGAAUCCACAAUCUCAUGCUGUUCAGAAACAGAUUGAUGCAGACAGGGCCAGUAACAUUCUAGCUGCAUUUGGUCUUUCAUCCAGGGAUUUGGAUGAACUGAGCCACUACCCUGAAGAUAAGCUUACACCCGAAUCCUUGCCAGAAAUUCUUACGGAGAUAAAGAGGAGAAGAGCUAAUGAAGGAACAGCUUCAAAAUACAACAGAGGUGACGGUUCUCCACGACAUGACCGCUCCUACAGAGCCUCUCAUGAUGACUGGGAGGAAGAAAGACACUUUAGGAAACGUAAUUAUGCAAGUCGUGACUCCAGUCUUGACUCAAUAGUUGAAUAUAGUCACGGUCAUUCUUCUCGAGACUCAAGUGCUAGGUAUGACCGGAAGGACUAUGAACGUGAGCGAUUAAGAGGCAGUGAUGACUUCUCCAGAGAGGAAAUGUGCCUCUCUGAGCCCUCACACAAUUUCAAUAAAUUUGAUUCUGAUUAUGGAAGAGCUGCUCAUCUUCCUUCUCCUCGUACACAUGAGAGGUCUCUCUUUGAGAGAAAACGAGGAUCUCCUUCAUUGAACAACAUAAACGAUUACCAUGGUUUCUUGCCAGCAGUGUUCCCCCACUUGUGCUCGCUGUGUGAUCUAACCAUUCAUUCUGUACAGUUUUGGUACUACUUGCUGCGUAGUAUGCAGCCAAAUUAUAGAAAGGCUAGUUUAGAAAAGAUAUGUGAUCACAUAGGACCACAUGAAAUUGGAACAGAAGUUGACCCCUCUAGUCUACCAUUUGAUAAAGUUGUG
Rhincodon typus (whale shark) is the source of this 1333-nucleotide messenger RNA. Its product is annotated as matrin-3-like. The record is from RefSeq and is a predicted model, not a curated record. The transcript is spliced from 2 exons. The annotation marks the transcript as partial. NCBI's taxonomy places the organism in Eukaryota, Metazoa, Chordata, Chondrichthyes, Orectolobiformes, Rhincodontidae.